This is a messenger RNA of Otolemur garnettii (small-eared galago), 606 nucleotides long. RefSeq names its product lymphocyte antigen 96 (gene LY96). Gene Ontology annotation, cellular component: lipopolysaccharide receptor complex. Bases 113 to 595 code for a protein of 160 amino acids. Gene Ontology annotation, molecular function: Toll-like receptor 4 binding; lipopolysaccharide binding; lipopolysaccharide immune receptor activity. The record is from RefSeq and is a predicted model, not a curated record. NCBI's taxonomy places the organism in Eukaryota, Metazoa, Chordata, Mammalia, Primates, Galagidae. Gene Ontology annotation, biological process: cellular response to lipopolysaccharide; detection of lipopolysaccharide; innate immune response. The transcript is spliced from 5 exons.
AGAAAUCAUGUGACUGAUGACUAAAUCUUGUUCUACUUACUGAAAAGGAGGAGUCUGAUGAUUAGUUAAUGAUCUUCCUUGCAUUUUUAAAGUUUUGGAGAUACUGUCAAUCAUGUUUCCAUUUAUGCUUUUUUCUACUCUGUUUUCUUCCACAUUUACUGAACCUGGGAAACAAUAUUGGGUCUGCAACUCCUCCGAUGCAAGCAUUUCAUAUACCUACUGUGAUCACAUGGAAUACCCUAUUUCAAUUAAUGUUGACCCCUGUAUAAGAUUGACAGGAACCAAAGGAUAUUUGCAUAUUUUCUAUAUUCCAAGGAGAGACAUCCAAAAAUUAUAUUUCAAUCUCUAUAUAUCUGUCAACUCCAUGAAGCUCCCAAAGCGCAAAGAAGUUAUUUGCCGAGGAUCUGAUGAUAGUUAUUCUUUUUGCAGAGCUCUGAAGGGAGAGACAGUGAAUGCAACAAUAUCAUUCUCCUUCAAAGGAAUCCGAUUUUCUAAGGGACGAUACAGAUGUAUUGCUGAAGCCAUUGCUGGGAGUAAUGAAGAAAUGCUCUUUUGCUUGAAUUUUACCAUCAUACACCACCCUAAUUUAAUUUAGAAUAAAUUGAG